Molecule: messenger RNA, 1160 nt
Organism: Rhododendron vialii
Lineage: Eukaryota; Viridiplantae; Streptophyta; Magnoliopsida; Ericales; Ericaceae
Exons: 3
Coding region: 268-915 (215 amino acids)
Source: RefSeq, a predicted model, not a curated record
AUUUUCCGUUUCACACUCAAUAACUGACGAAACUGGAGCAAUUACUUCUCGUUUUGGACCCAACCUCCUCCUUUUUAGCACAAUAACUUCCCUUCCAAUUUCCUCCUUCUCCUCCAAUCUGCUUUCCAAGAUUUUCCUCUCCCUUCAAGCAUAACGCCAGAAACUCUCUCUCUCUCUCUCUCUCUCUCUCUCUCUCUCUCUCUCUCGCAACUCUGCUUGUGUCUUGUGGAAAAACAGAGAGGUUUUUGUGCUCUGUUAUGAUAAAGGAUGGGGGAUUGUGUUUCAGUCCACAAAGAGUCUAAAACUGACAAGCUUUUGAUUCCAGAGCCCAUCAAAGAGAAACCCAUUGUUAAUGGUGACCGUCCGAUCGCUGAAGGUGGUCUCAAAUCUCGGUGGUCACAGUCUCAUCCAGUGACAGCAACUGUUCCUGGUUUUGGCAGUAAGGAGGAGGCCUUUUUUGAUUCACAACCAUGGUUAGAAUCAGAUUGCGAUGAUGAUUUCUUUAGCGUUAAUGGUGAUUUUACCCCAUCUCGUGGUAGCACUCCAGUCCACCAGAGCUUCUCUGCAAGAACCCUGCGAGUCGAUGGAGCCCUCUUUGAUGACAAGACACCUGGUUCCAAACCUGAGCCAUCCCCAACAAGCAAGAAGAAACUAGCUGAACUUUUCCGCGAUAGCAUAACAAACAAGCAAGACAUCGAUGACCAAACUAUAUCGGGCAACCAAAAUGGGGUGAAUGGAAAAGUGGAAGAUAAGGUGACUACACUCGGCCUCCCUCCAACUCCUAAUAGUGAUUAUACAUCUGAGAAGGAGAAGCAACCAAUUAAGUCUGUGCAGCGUUGUCUUCCAAGAAUGCUUUCAACGCGGAGCUAUCAUGAAAGGAGGAAGAAGACGAGCCCUACCCCUAGCCUUGGGUAAUUUGCUGUUUUCCAUUACUUUAAGCAUAAAGUAUAUGAGGCCUCCAUAAUAUGGAAGCUCUGAACACUUGAAGUUUGUCAACAUUAACGAGAGAGAGUGAAUAUCUAUAGAAUUGGUGUUCCAGAAGUGGGGUUCAAGAACAUGUGUAAAGCAGUAGGAAAGAAUAUGGCCCGUAAAUUUUCUUAAGGUGAACUUUGUCUUCAAGCUUAUAUUUUCUGCUUUCCGGUUGAGCUGGGGCAUGAUUA